AUGAAUACAAAAGCAAUUAGUGAAUAUGACAUGAUCAUUGUUGGCGCUGGUGUGGUAGGCUGUGCUGCUGCCAAGGCAUUUGGUGAAGAUGGGCGCAAGGUCUUGUUGCUUGAGCGUGAUUUGAGUGAACCUGAUAGAAUUGUUGGUGAACUGAUGCAACCUGGAGGCAUGCACGCUUUGAGAAAGCUCGGCAUGGAAGAUUGCGCAGAGAACAUUGAUGGUAUCAACUGUUUUGGUUACAGUGUGUAUCGCGAUGGUGAAAUUGUCGAACUUCCCUACAACAAGGAUCCUACUACUGGCAAGCAAGCUCGCGGCAUCGCUUUUCAUCAUGGUCGCUUCAUCCAAAACUUGAGAAAGUCUGCCACCAACACAAAGAAUGUCACUGUCAAGGAAAUGACAGUUUCUCGUCUCUUGACUGAAGAUAUAGGUGAAAAGGUAAUUGGUGUCGUUGCCAGUGUAAAGGACGGCCAAGAAGAAAAGAUUUAUGCUCCUCUGACUCUUGUUGCCGAUGGUAUCUUCUCCAAGUUCAGAAGAGAGUUCACUGAUCGUCAAACCAAUGUCAUGUCUCAUUUCGUCGGUUUCCUCAUCCAUGAUUUUGAAUUGCCUUACUCUCAAAAGGGUUUUGUUGCUAUUGCCAAGCCUUCUCCCAUUUUGAUGUAUCAAAUUGCUCCUCAUGAUACACGUGUCCUUGUUGAUGUUCCUGGAGAAUUGCCCAAGGUCUCUACUGGUGAACUCAAAAAGUACAUGGAAGAUGUUGUCUGUCCUCAGUUGCCAGCUAAUAUGAGAGAGAAGUUCAUGGAAGCCGUUCAAACUGAGCGUUUAAGACCUAUGCCCAGUGGUUUCCUUCCUCCUGCUAUCAACCAACGUGAUGGUACUAUUCUUUUGGGUGAUGCUUUGAAUGUGCGUUCUCCCUUGACCGGUGGUGGUAUGACCGUCGCACUAGAGGAUGUGCUUACCUGUCAUGAAUUGCUCUCCAAGAAGAAUAUUCCCUCCUUUACUGAUUCUGACUUGAUCAUUCAGGCCAUGGAUGCUUUCCACUGGAAGCGCAAGUCUUAUUCUGCCGUUAUUAAUGUAUUGGCCAUGUCUCUUUACUCUGUCUUUGCUGCUCAAACUUCAGAUAUGCUGGUCAUUCAAAAAGGUUGUUUUGAAUACUUCAAGUUGGGUGGUAACUGCAUUGCUGGUCCUGUCGACCUUUUGGCUGGCAUGAAUCACUCUCCUCUUGCUCUCAUCUACCACUUUUAUAGAGUUGCCAUUUAUGCUAUCUUUAUCAUGAUCAGAGAUGGUGGUAUUCUCGGCCUUCCUCAAUCUCUUUACAAGGCUUUCACCGUCUUCUUUACCGCAUGUGUCACCAUCUUGCCCUUCCUUUGGGGUGAACUCAAGGGCUAA
Mucor velutinosus is the source of this 1386-nucleotide messenger RNA. Its product is annotated as Mitochondrial porin. NCBI's taxonomy places the organism in Eukaryota, Fungi, Mucoromycota, Mucoromycetes, Mucorales, Mucoraceae. Gene Ontology annotation, molecular function: flavin adenine dinucleotide binding; squalene monooxygenase activity. The coding region runs from base 1 to 1386 and encodes 461 amino acids. Gene Ontology annotation, biological process: ergosterol biosynthetic process. Gene Ontology annotation, cellular component: endoplasmic reticulum; membrane. The transcript has 2 exons. The record is from RefSeq and is a predicted model, not a curated record.